AUGGCAGGUCCUGUUGGAGAUGUCCGCACGAUGUCUCCACAGGAGACCGCGCAAUGGUGUAACUCCUUAGCACUCUGUGGGGUCAAAGGCCGCAUUCUGCGCGAACUCCAGGAGCAGAUCCAGAAGAGGCAGAUCGAUGGCCUGCUUUUUGACAGGAUGCUCAGGAGCAACACCCUCACGGACCUGGGGAUUGAGGAGCUCAAUGCGCGUCGCGCGCUGGCUAUCCGGAGAAGUUGGACGACGGACUUCAACGGCGUGAACUUCAUCGACUAUGCUGCCAGCCAGGCUCACUUCCAAAGCCGCCUUCCCGACGACGAAGUCCGAAGACAGAAGCGCGACUUCUUGAGCCAGAUGCACGUGGACACAGCACUAGAUCCAGA
This is a messenger RNA of Symbiodinium sp. CCMP2592, 380 nucleotides long. The record is from the annotation of a GenBank genome assembly. Lineage: Eukaryota; Dinophyceae; Suessiales; Symbiodiniaceae.